Molecule: messenger RNA, 1237 nt
Organism: Poeciliopsis prolifica (blackstripe livebearer)
Lineage: Eukaryota; Metazoa; Chordata; Actinopteri; Cyprinodontiformes; Poeciliidae
Exons: 5
Coding region: 25-672 (215 amino acids)
Source: RefSeq, a predicted model, not a curated record
AUUUGGAUGAAAUAAGCAGGUUAGAUGGAUGCAGUGAGAUUCAGCAUUUUACUGCUACUACUGUGGUUUGGCUGCCAACUGGACUCUACAGCACCUCUUGUAAAAACAAUCGGAAAAGAAUCAGAUUUUACUCCAAUCUGCACCAAUGAAACGUCAAACAUCAUCAUGAUGAUUGUGUGUAAAAUCAGAACAGAGAGGAACAAUGGAGAGCAGUGCAAUCUGCUGUAUCAGGAUGGAGGUGACUUUGUUCAUGAGUGUGACUCCAGAUUCUCACUAAAAACCAGGAAUCAAACUGUGUUUCUGCACCUGACCAGUUUAACAGCAGCUGAUAGUGGGAACUACUCCUGUCAGUGUUUAAAUCUUAAUGGAACAAAUUUUCUUCAUCUCAGAAUCACAGUUAAUGAAUCAAAUCCUAAUAAUUCAUCAGAUGAAGUUUGGAGCCAGUCUGCAGCAGUGACUCUUCCUUCUGCUUUGACUGCAGCAGUUCUCCUAAUUAUCAAGGUUUCUGUUAUUCUGGGAUUUAUCUACAGAAGACGUUCACAUCGAAAGCAAAUGGAGUCAUGCAUUCGUCAUGGAGAGGAAGACUUGACUGAAAUUGAGCCGUACAGCUCCUACACUCAGAAGGAAAAUUCUCUUUAUUCAACAGCCAUUAUUGCACAGCUGUCAAAUUAAUUCUGAUUCUACAAAUGUUUAACAAAUUUACCAUCAUAAUCCUUGGGAUUUUUUUUUAUCUGGCGUAUUUCAGAUCAUUUCAGUUGAGACUCUCUGUUCAGAGCAGCAGCAGAUGUUGCAUCGAUAAGCAGGUCAGAUGGACGCAGUGAGAAUCAACCUUUUACUGCUUCUGCUUUUUUUGCAUGAUGUCUGGACUCUGAAGGUAACGUUAUGUUGAAUAUUCUUUGAAAUGUUUUACAUCUGUUCUAGUUUUUAAAAGAUUCCAAUAUUACAGCAAUCAGUUUCUUAUUCAUUGUUCUUUCCUGCUUUCAGUGACUCUUGUGAAAACAAUCGGGAAAGAAUCAGAUUUCACUCCAAUCUGCACCAACAAAACAUCAAACAUCAUAUUGAUCAUUUGUAAAAUCAGAACAGAGAGGAACAAUAGAGAGGAGUGCAGUCUGCUCAGUGUGACUCCAGAUUCUCACUAAAAACCACACUGUAACAAAUUGCUGUAAAAAAACGGCCAAAACUGAACAGUAUCAUACUGUUUCUAUUGAAAACGGUACUGCACCGUGAAAAACAAUGC